Messenger RNA from Schistosoma bovis, 4372 nucleotides. The record is from the annotation of a GenBank genome assembly. Lineage: Eukaryota; Metazoa; Platyhelminthes; Trematoda; Strigeidida; Schistosomatidae.
CCAGAAUUAAAAUACGGAAAUUAGCAUUAUAUGGUUAACGAGAUGAAAUUGGCUAAGCACCUCUUAGGUGUUGACCGUUGUUCAGCUUAACCUCAUAUACGUUGUUCAAUUUUCAAGGCCUAGGCACUAGUCCGCCUAUUUUGUCUAGGCGUUGUGGCGAUAAUAAUGUACAAAUGUCGGUCUUAGAAGCUGUGCUACAAACUUUAAAAACCCUAAGGUUUGAUAACUCAACGGCACCUUCCAAUGCUUCUGAUGCAGAAUAUGAGAACUUGGAAACAUCUGAAAAACUUCGAGUAUUUCACACUUUACCCACACUAGCCAGUAGUCUGGGUCCGGUGGAUACACGUGAAAAACUCAUACCUACAAUCUCAGAAGUUGUUUCCAACGCUAUUGAUGCUGGCGACGAUGAAAUUCUCAUGGUUAUAGCUCAAAAGCUGGGUUCCUUUGGCGAUCUAGUUGGUGGUGCUGAACACAUAUCUUUAAUUGUUGUAAGUUGCUUGUGUACUUGUUGAAUCCUCAAUAAAACAACUAAGUUCUUAAAGUGUACCAUAUUUGUGGUGGUUAAGGCCUAGUUUCUUUUACUUACACUUGAAGGAUUCGCCUCUCUGAAGCCAUAUUCCAGAGCCGACAUCAACCUGUCGGAGAAAUACUGUAGUUGAACGAAGAUUAGUGUUAAAGGAUGUUUCAAAUUCUGUGUUAGAAUGGUUUUCCGGUUUUCUAAAAAUCGCUCAACUAAUUCUCUCUUUAGUGCAAAUCCCAUCCUGGCAAAUAUCAUAUAUUCCAUCGAGGAAGUUGUUGUAGCUGAAGCUGCUUGUAAUUCUUUAAUAGCACUCCUUCCAAAGCUUCCAAAUGAUGUUGUGGAUAACACGUUUACCCCAAUUAUCCGUCACAUCAUUGAAGAGGAUCUUUAUUGUGCUUCAAGAAAAGUGGUUACAAAACUAAUUAUUGCCUGUUAUCCGAUGGUCUCAGCACGAAAUCAAGUGGAUUUUAAGUACCGACUUUUCCAUUUGGCUGAUAGUGAAGAUGAAGUCCCUUUAGUUCGGGCUGCUGCUGUUCAACAACUUGUUCCACUUGCAAAACUUUUCGGUCCAGAUUUAAAAUCAGAACUAAGUCUGCUGCUUGCAAGUUUGGUUUCUGAUAAUCAACGUGUUGUUCGAGCAGCCUGUUUACCACCGUUAGUGGAAUUGGGACGGAUGGUUACGGAUGCAGCAGAGUUUGACUCAACUAUCAGACCAUGUAUUGACAAACUUGCUGGGGAUCCUAGCAGAGAUGUGAGGCGGGCGAUGGCAUCAGUUAUCACAAAUCUUCAAACUUUAGUUUGUAAUCAUGGCGGAGCCAAUCGAUCAUUGCAUCAGACUAUGUUAAAUCUUCUAGAAGAUAAUGAAGUAGAAACGCGUAGAAUCAGUGCUGGUCAACUGAAAGAUUUCUGCCUUGCAAGCCCCAAAGAUAUUCUUGUUACCAUUUUGUUACCGCGUUUACGUGAACAUUUAUCCAUGGAACGUGAAGAACGAGUACGUUCUGAAUUGGUUCGAUGUGCUGUUGGUUUGUUACCAUCUAUUCGUCGAGAAGAUUGUCUACCUUUGGUACAGCAUAUUUUAGCAUUUUUAAAUGAUACAAGUUCACAGUCCAAACAAUAUGUAUUCGAGCAUUUUUCUGAAUUAGUAGCUUUAAUGCCUGCUAACGAGAUUCAGUUGACCUUAUUACCAAGUCUACUUCGUCUUUGGCAAGAUAAAAAUUGGCGUGUUCGUCUUGGUGUUGUUCAAUCAGUACCUUGUUUAUAUGAUAAGUUGCCGGAAAAUUGUUUACAGGAAACUGUUCUACCUGCAAAUCUUGCAUGGUUACGAGAUCCGGCGUGGUGCGUUCGUGAAUGUGCUUGUCGUAGUCUUGCUCGUUUAUUAGUAGCAUGUCCGGGAGCUUGCAAAAAAGCAUUCAGUGGAGUAGGAUCUAAAGCGACUACAAACUCUGGUUCAGGUAGUAUAACUUCUAAUCCAAACAGUGCUUCAUCUAAUGUAACUAAUCCAACUAGUGGAACAAAUGCAUCAAAUACUUCCACUGGUAAUCUUCCUAGUUCAACAAAUGCUCAAGUGUUAGAUCAAGCAAAUACUUCCGGUCUUUCAACUACAUCAAAUACUUCUGCUGUUAAUCCAGUCAAUGCUUUAACUACACAAGCUGCUGCAGGUGGCCUUAAAGCUCUUGCCGUAGAUACAAAUUAUCAUCUUCGUCAAAUAUACAUUAACGUAGUACAAGCUGUUUGGGGCCCUGGUAUCUUGGAUGAACCUCCUUACAGUGCCCUAGGUGAUGAUCCUAGCGCAGGAAUUCUCUUUCCUGCUUCCCGUAACAUCUAUGCUUAUUUGUCAUCAAAAACAUCGAAGAACCUCACAAAUUCAGAUAAUGUAAAUGUUACAACUGUUCCUAAAGGCUGCCAAGCACCACCACAAAUACCAAAUGUUUAUUUAACCGGGUGUGUAGCUCAGUUAUUACGUUUCCUGUCGGAGGAUGUAGUGCCAAAUGUACGAAUUUGUGCAACACAAGCCCUCCACGUAAUCUCCGGUUCUCUGGAUAAAAAAACUAUUCAAAAUGAUGUGAUACCGGUUUUAAAAAAAGUCAUAGAUUAUGAUUUUGAUCAGGAUGUUCGAUUUUUUGCACAACAAAGCUUAAACUAUUUUACAACUACCUAAUGUUUAUGCGUGUGUAUUCUUCUAAUUCUAUGACUUUAGUAAAUUUAUAGAAGAAGAUGAAGAAGAACUAGAAGGAGAAAACUAUUUCAAUCAUCAUCAUCAUCAUAUGGGAUACUAACAAUAAUGUGGCGAUGAGCUGUGACUUAUUUAGGGAAAUGCAAUUGAUUCACUCUUUUUCAUGGUCAUUAUUAUGUUAGUUUAUUAUUAUUAUUAUUUUCUCCUUUUUUAGAGAGAGAAAUCACUGUUCCAAAGUUUCUUCUACAGUUUUGCUUACUCUGUUUACGUUGCAUUCUUUCUUUCUUUCUUUCUCUAUCUGCUUAUACACUUGUUUCUCUCUGUUUAUUUUUCAAAUUGUAAUAACAUUUAUUUUCUACCUGAAAAAUAAACACACUAUUCGCUUGUUUGUUUAUAUAUAUAUAUAUGUAUUGUUUUUGUUUUUUCAUUGUUUAAAGUCAGUUCAAGCAGCAAUUAUGUUGUUCUUGUUGGUGUUUUUGUUGUUGUUGUUGUUCUAUGUUGUACUCCUCGUUUGUUUCAUAUGAUGUGAAUCGAUCUCUCCCGCAUAGCAAUUGCUUCAUAUUGCUACUUCUGACGAAAUUUUAAUUCCUGCUCAUUCAUUCUCUUCACUUUUUUUUUAAAUCGUUGCCUUAAAGUUAUUUUUAAAGGUAACAAAAUUGCAUGUGAAAUGUAUUUUGUGUGUACACCAUGAUGACUACUACUAAUACUACUAUCAAUCAGCCCAGACCUUUUUCACCCUUUUCCACACACUAAUGCAUAUAAACUUGAUAUUGUUCUUUUGACUGAAGUUUGUUGGUUAUUGUUAUCGUCAUUGCCAAUGCUCGUUUGUUUUUUCUAUUCAAAGUAAUAAAGAGAUUGAAGCUCUAACAACGAUGACAACUGCAGCCACAAUGAUAAUAAACUUAAUUCUAACUAGCUAACUAACUAUGUAUCUUUUGUUUCAUCUGGCUUUAUAUAAUUCUAAUGCUAAUAAUGAUGAUCAUAAUUUUAAAAGUAAACCAGAAAUUACAGUUGCACACGAAUAUGUUAGUUGUUUUCUGUUCUUUUUUUUGUUCAAUGAAUGUGGCCAUUACUUUCUUUUUAGUGAACUUUAGUGUGCAAUCUUGACAGUUGUUAAUGUAAUAACUUUCUCAAUGUAUUGCAAAUGGAUUAGUUGUAUGUGUGUGCGUGUGUUUUUCAAUCACCUCAUUUAUCCUUAAAAUUCCAUCAGGUCUGUUAGGGAUAGUAGCUAAUAACAUUUCAACAUAAAUACAAACACUUAUUUGACCUUAAUUGCUCUCAUAAUCUAUUUGUGGUACAAAUGAGAUGUUCCAGUGGUCUAUCAUUGGGUGAAUGGAUACUCAGUAUUUCUGUCUGUGUUUCCUUUUACAUUUAUGAAAACAGAUAUUGAGGGUAUAAUUUUAAGAUUCGGUUUCAUUUAUUCUUAUAGGAUUAUUGUUGAGUAGUUGGAUUAUGAGGUUAAUAAUAUUGAGUUUUGGUGUAUGUUACUAGGCAAUCUAAUUCAAAACCCUACAGGAAAUCUUUCUCUUUAGAUUUGUUUUCACGAAGUAAUUAUUUAUGUAAAUCGUCAAAUGUACACACGUAUCUUCGUUAAAAGCUCACGACCUAUAUUGAUAUUAAAUGCCAUAGUCGUUAAUUUAUUCUCCUUGAUGAACACACUAUAUUAAACAUGAUAUACC